UUUUGCUGGCAAAUCGAUAUUAUUUUUAAAUUUGCUUUUAUCCUUAGAAUAGAUAUUUAAACAUGACUGUUUUUUCUAGAGUGAACUUGGUACUUUGUGAAACCUAACUUGGUCAUAGUUAGUAUAGGAGUUGUGUAAGGAUUAAGGGUUUUAAUAGCACAGCUUGACUUGUUUAAGGGUUUGGUUUAAUAAAUGAGUAGAGCCCUCUGCAAGUGAAUAUGUAUAAGAAAAGUUGAUAAGAGGUCUUCCUGAGCAAAAACUAGAAUUUGAAGGUGAGCCCUCUCGCUUUGCUGUAUAAACAGUGACACAUCUUGUAGUGGCAUAAAAGGUCUAGUCCAAGGAUGUUCAGCAUGGGAGCUGGGAUUCCAUGCCCUCAUUUUCCUAUGGCAUCACCUUAUCAGUUCGCCUGCAAAAAUAACAAGAGCCUAUCCAACUUCAGUAGAGAAAUUUGAUCUAAACAUGAAAAAUCUGAAUUUAUUUACCAUUAGUGGAGCACCCAAAUGAAAGGAAAAGUUUCAGUAGUUUAUUCUUGGUUUAGCAAAGCUUAGAUCUCAAGAAGCUAGACCCUUUUCCUGUGGCCAUAAAACAGUGUCCCUUUCUUUUGGACAAUUCUGUGUCAAAUUCAUUCUUUCCUCUGCUUCAGACCUAGUCACCUGUUGUCAGGCAUUGGGCAAGUUACAUUGCUUUUCUGAGCCUCAAUUUCAUUUGUAAGAGGGGAAAUACCAUCUUUUCAUGGUGGUUGUGUGAAACGGCACUUAAUGUACACUCAAUAAAUGCUGGAUUUUAUGAUGUUAUCAAACCUAAGCACCACCUCUCUUCUAUUAAAACCCUCCCUCAGACAUAUUGAUGCACCAGUACAAUUAAUUCCCCUGACCCUGCCUUUGUCCUGUGCCAUUGAGUGAGUUAUGGCCUCAGCACAUCUGUAGUUGAUUAGCUUACAGCCUUAAUCAUGCUAAUGUAACGAUCUUCCUAAGACUUGGAUUUUAAGUGAAUCACCUGCUGUUUAAUUAUUUGACAUACUUCUACAGUUAGGGUUAUUACUGUUCAUUUUUAAAAUUUUCAUCUUAGAAAGUAAUCUUAUCUUCUGUGAGAAAUAUCUUUAUCCAGCGUUAGUGAUAAUCAGUUUAACGUCAGAGGAUAUGUUUUUCUUAUUAUCAAAUUAAUCUAAAGUCUGGCUCCUAAAUUAAGUUGUUUUCUCCUUUGUUGGUAGAUAAAUCAUUCAUCAUGUGAAAACGUUUUAGCUAUUAUUUCUCUUGCUAUUGGGGGAGUUACUGAAGCUUAGUGGUGAAGAAAACAGACUGUGGAGCCAGACUGCCUGGGUAUUUGUACAGCAUCUACACCUUUUGUAUUGUUGGGAGAUGUUUUGGAUUGCCUUCCUUUGGAUCAGUGUGACACAAUAUUCACUUUUGUGGAAAAAAAUGUUGCUACUUGGAAAUCAAAUACAUUCUAUUCUGCUGGGAAAAAUUAUUUACUACGUAUGUGCAAUGAUCUCUUACGAAGAUUAUCAAAAUCCCAGAAUACGGUCUUCUGUGGACGAAUUCAGCUCUUUUUGGCCAGACUUUUCCCUUUAUCUGAGAAGUCAGCACAUGGAGGACAGAGAAGAAGGAAUGGAUGUGGAGGAAGGUGAAAUGGGGGAUGAUGAAGCUCCAACAACUUGCUCCAUUCCAAUUGAUUACAACCUGUACCGAAAAUUUUGGUCACUUCAGGAUUACUUUAGGAACCCUGUGCAAUGCUAUGAGAAAAUUUCAUGGAAAACUUUUCUCAAGUAUUCUGAAGAAGUUCUAGCUGUUUUUAAGAGUUAUAAAUUAGAUGAUACUCAGGCCUCAAGGAAAAAGAUGGAAGAAUUGAAAACAGGAGGAGAGCAUGUAUAUUUUGCAAAGUUUUUAACAAGUGAAAAGCUGAUGGAUUUACAACUGAGCGACAGUAACUUUCGUCGACACAUCCUGUUGCAGUAUCUCAUUUUAUUCCAGUAUCUCAAGGGGCAGGUCAAAUUUAAAAGUUCAAACUAUGUUUUAACUGAUGAGCAAUCACUCUGGAUUGAAGAUACUACAAAAUCAGUUUAUCAACUACUAUCUGAAAACCCCCCUGAUGGAGAAAGAUUUUCAAAGAUGGUAGAGCAUAUAUUAAACACUGAAGAAAACUGGAACUCAUGGAAAAAUGAAGGCUGCCCAAGUUUUGUGAAAGAAAGAACAUCAGAUACCAAGCCGACAAGAGUAGUACGGAAGAGAACGGCUCCAGAGGACUUCCUAGGGAAAGGACCCAACAAAAAAAUUCUGAUGGGCAAUGAGGAGUUAACAAGGCUUUGGAAUCUCUGUCCUGAUAAUAUGGAAGCCUGUAAAUCAGAGACAAGGGAAUAUAUGCCAACUUUGGAGGAAUUCUUUGAAGAAGCCAUUGAACAGGCAGACCCUGAAAACAUGGUUGAAAAUGAAUACAAGGCUGUGAACAAUUCUAAUUAUGGUUGGAGAGCCCUGAGACUGUUAGCACGGAGAAGCCCUCACUUCUUUCAGCCAACCAACCAGCAGUUUAAAAGUUUGCCAGAAUAUCUCGAAAACAUGGUAAUAAAGCUAGCCAAGGAAUUACCACCUCCUUCUGAAGAAAUAAAAACAGGUGAGGAUGAAGAUGAGGAAGAUAAUGAUGCUUUACUGAAGGAAAAUGAAAGUCCUGAUGUUCGGCGAGACAAACCUGUAACAGGGGACCAAAUAGAGGUAUUUGCCAACAAACUGGGUGAACAAUGGAAGAUUCUGGCCCCCUACUUGGAAAUGAAAGACUCAGAAAUUAGACAGAUUGAGUGUGACAGUGAAGACAUGAAGAUGAGAGCUAAGCAGCUGCUAGUCGCCUGGCAGGAUCAGGAGGGAGUGCACGCGACACCCGAGAACCUGAUCAAUGCACUCAACAAGUCUGGGUUAAGUGACCUUGCAGAAAGUCUAACUAAUGACAAUGAGACAAAUAGUUAGCUUUUUUUUUUUAUUAUUAAAACUGUGAUAAGCUUUUGUUACCAAGCAGCAUUUGAUAAGAGGUCCACUGGUUUUGGUAAACAAUAAACAUUUUUAUAACAGUU
Balaenoptera musculus (blue whale) is the source of this 3058-nucleotide messenger RNA. RefSeq names its product THO complex 1 (gene THOC1). Gene Ontology annotation, biological process: signal transduction; mRNA export from nucleus; regulation of DNA-templated transcription elongation. Gene Ontology annotation, molecular function: protein binding. Gene Ontology annotation, cellular component: THO complex part of transcription export complex. The transcript has 18 exons. NCBI's taxonomy places the organism in Eukaryota, Metazoa, Chordata, Mammalia, Artiodactyla, Balaenopteridae. The coding region runs from base 1359 to 2954 and encodes 531 amino acids. The record is from RefSeq and is a predicted model, not a curated record.